Messenger RNA from Oncorhynchus keta (chum salmon), 1974 nucleotides. RefSeq lists its product as uncharacterized. The transcript has 7 exons. Lineage: Eukaryota; Metazoa; Chordata; Actinopteri; Salmoniformes; Salmonidae. Bases 13 to 1947 code for a protein of 644 amino acids. The record is from RefSeq and is a predicted model, not a curated record.
ACUCCGUCCCAGAUGCCUUCACUCCGUCCCAGGUGCCUUCACUCCGACAACUCCAUCCCAGAUGCCUUCACUCCGUCCCAGAUGCCUUCACUCCGUCCCAGAUGCCUUCACUCCGUCCCAGAUGCCUUCACUCCGUCCCAGAUGCCUUCACUCCGUCCCAGAUGCCUUCACUCCGUCCCAGAUGCCUUCACUCCAUCCCAGAUGCCUUCACUCCGUCCCAGAUGCCUUCACUCCGUCCCAGAUGCCUUCACUCCAUCCCAGAUGCCUUCACUCCGUCCCAGAUGCCUUCACUCCGUCCCAGAUGCCUUCACUCCGUCCCAGAUGCCUUCAUUUCGACAACUCCGACCCAGGUGCCUUCACUCUGACAACUCCAUCCCAGGUGCCUUCACUCCGACAACUCCAUCCCAGAUGCCUUCACUCCGUCCCAGAUGCCUUCACUCCGACCCAGGUGCCUUCACUCCGACAACUCCGACCCAGAUGCCUUCACUCCGUCCCAGAUGCCUUCACUCCGACAACUCCAUCCCAGAUGCCUUCACUCCGUCCCAGAUGCCUUCACUCCGUCCCAGGUGCCUUCACUCCGUCCCAGAUGCCUUCACUCCGACCCAGGUGCCUUCACUCCGACAACUCCGACCCAGGUGCCUUCACUCCGUCCCAGAUGCCUUCACUCCGACAACUCCAUCCCAGAUGCCUUCACUCCGUCCCAGAUGCCUUCACUCCGUCCCAGGUGCCUUCACUCCGACAACUCCAUCCCAGAUGCCUUCACUCCGUCCCAGAUGCCUUCACUCCGUCCCAGAUGCCUUCACUCCGUCCCAGGUGCCUUCACUCCGACAACUCCAUCCCAGAUGCCUUCACUCCGUCCCAGGUGCCUUCACUCCGUCCCAGAUGCCUUCACUCCGUCCCAGAUGCCUUCACUCCGUCCCAGAUGCCUUCACUCCGUCCCAGAUGCCUUCACUCCGUCCCAGAUGCCUUCACUCCGUCCCAGGUGCCUUCACUCCGACAACUCCAUCCCAGAUGCCUUCACUCCGUCCCAGAUGCCUUCACUCCGUCCCAGAUGCCUUCACUCCGUCCCAGAUGCCUUCACUCCGUCCCAGAUGCCUUCACUCCGUCCCAGAUGCCUUCACUCCGUCCCAGAUGCCUUCAUUUCGACAACUCCGACCCAGGUGCCUUCACUCUGACAACUCCAUCCCAGGUGCCUUCACUCCGACAACUCCAUCCCAGAUGCCUUCACUCCGUCCCAGAUGCCUUCACUCCGACCCAGGUGCCUUCACUCCGACAACUCCGACCCAGGUGCCUUCACUCCGUCCCAGAUGCCUUCACUCCGACAACUCCAUCCCAGAUGCCUUCACUCCGUCCCAGAUGCCUUCACUCCGUCCCAGGUGCCUUCACUCCGACAACUCCAUCCCAGAUGCCUUCACUCCGUCCCAGAUGCCUUCACUCCGUCCCAGGUGCCUUCACUCCGUCCCAGAUGCCUUCACUCCGACCCAGGUGCCUUCACUCCGACAACUCCGACCCAGGUGCCUUCACUCCGUCCCAGAUGCCUUCACUCCGACAACUCCAUCCCAGAUGCCUUCACUCCGUCCCAGAUGCCUUCACUCCGUCCCAGGUGCCUUCACUCCGACAACUCCAUCCCAGAUGCCUUCACUCCGUCCCAGGUGCCUUCACUCCGUCCCAGAUGCCUUCACUCCGUCCCAGAUGCCUUCACUCCGUCCCAGAUGCCUUCACUCCGUCCCAGAUGCCUUCACUCCGUCCCAGGUGCCUUCACUCCGACAACUCCAUCCCAGGUGCCUUCACUCCGUCCCAGGUGCCUUCACUCCGUCCCAGGUGCCUUCACUCCGUCCCAGAUGCCUUCACUCCGUCCCAGAUGCCUUCACUCCGUCCCAGAUGCCUUCACUCCGUCCCAGAUGCCUUCACUCCGUCCCAGGUACCUUCACUCCGACAACUCCGUAACAGCGCGGCGACAACAGAGGAUCAAAG